UCGAAUCUCAAUAGAAAUUUAUUAAUAUUCUUUAAUUUUGAAAUAUCAUGUUUUAGAAAUUUUAUUUUAGAUAAUCAGUUGACAAACUUAUUUUUUGGCUAGUCAAAAAGUACAACGAUCACAUGAAUCAAGCCAAUAAAUACGCCUUAUCCACCUGCUCAAUCAUAACCAUCAAAAAACUUUCAAAAAUUAAAUCUCUUUAUUUUUAUGUAUUUGUGUUAAGCUUGGUAGAAAAAAAAGUUUAUGGCAGUAAGAAAAAAAAAGGCAAAGAAUACAAUGAGCAGGUUAUUAAUCCUCGCAUUUGCAUCACUAUGUUCAGCUAUUUCUGUUGAAAUUACAACACCAAGACCAUCAAUAGAAUGUUCAACGCAAAAUUGCAUUAUUUCCUUUGCAAACAUGGACGACCAAUCGUUUGAAGGGAUGAUCACGGAGGAGCAAAGUGGAAUCUUAGCCUUGAAAUUCUCAUCAUGCCAAAUCGAUCGAAUCCCAAACUCUACAUUCGACAAACUUCCAUCGUUGCUUUGCUUAAUGGUUACAUCACCAGGAUUAAGCAUUAUUGAGCACGGAUCAUUCUUGGAAGCAUCAAAUUUGCAGUUCCUGUAUCUACCUGGAAAUAGAAUAAAGAAAAUUCUUGGAAAGACUUUUGCCGGUGCCUCAAACUUAAAUGACAUCAACUUGAGUGACAAUGAGAUUGAAGUGAUCAGUGAUGAUGCUUUUGAUGGACUUGAGCAUCUUGAAAGUCUGAAUUUGAGCAGAAAUCAGAUUGCAUUUUUUACACAAGCCACGUUUUCGCCAAUGACUGAUCUUGUGAAUUUGGAUAUUUCUGGAAAUACAAUCGAGUUCCUUGAUGCUCGACUUUUUAUCAACAAUCAAAACCUGAAUGGAAUUAACAUGGCUGAUAAUCAAAUUAUGUCAAUUACGAAUGGAUUCUUGGACAUUCUUCCUCAUAUUAAGGUCCUAAACAUCAUGAACAAUCCAUGCACAAAUGACACAGAACUUGAGUCAGUUCCAUUAAUUAAAAUUGCUGACAGCAAAGACCAAAACAUUGAAGAUGAAGAUGCACUUGAUAAAUGUUACCAAAACUUCCUCGACAUGGCCGAUCCAGAGUCAACAGAUCUCAAUGAUUUGCUCAGUAAGGCUGAAAUUGUUCGUGAAGAUAUUGAGACUGACAUCAUUGCUGAUCUAACUGAACAGCUUCGUGAACGUGAUGUUACAAUUAAGGAACUUGAGAGACAAGAUGAUUUACUUAAAAUUGUCAUCCUGCUGUUUAUUUCUGUUCUUUUAUUCUUCGGAGUUCUUAAAAUCAUCGUUCAUGUUGUCAAUUCAACUUACCAAAGAGAUGUCCAUAGUAGGCUGAUUGAGAAGGAUGUUGAAGUCGUUAAAGUUGAUCCAAAACAAAUUAUUUAUACUAUUGAGGUAUAAAGGAACUGAAAUAAGUUGAGAUAGCUAGGAAUUUAGAAAUAUUGACUGAAUUGGAAGUUGUGGAAGAUGAAGUUACUGAGAUUUAGGCAAUUGGGUUGGUGAAAAAUUCAUAAAAUUGAAAAUAAUAAGGCUUUAUAGUAUUAAUUAAGAAUAAUCGAUGAUGAAAAUCCAAAAAAGUUUGUAGAUUAAUAAUAAUCAACUAUAAUCGAGGUGGGAAGUAAUUCUGUACAAUUUAGAUAAAAAAAUCAUCAAAGAUUGUAAGGAAGAUCACAAAAAUUGAUGAUAAUAUUAAAUAGCGAAGGACAUAGCACAUGUAAAAUAUUAAUUAUGAGCACCUAACAAUAUACAAAAUAAACUUUUUGAUUUCUUAUUAAUAAUCUUUUGAUCUCUACUCUUACCUUAUUUAAAUUUUAACUCUCUGUUCGUUUUAAACUAGAAUAAUAACUUAGUUUAAGGCAAAAAGUGGCUCUUAGG
This is a messenger RNA of Chironomus riparius, 1896 nucleotides long. The record is from the annotation of a GenBank genome assembly. NCBI's taxonomy places the organism in Eukaryota, Metazoa, Arthropoda, Insecta, Diptera, Chironomidae.